Messenger RNA from Malania oleifera, 1047 nucleotides. RefSeq names its product peroxidase A2-like. Gene Ontology annotation, biological process: response to oxidative stress; hydrogen peroxide catabolic process. The record is from RefSeq and is a predicted model, not a curated record. Gene Ontology annotation, molecular function: peroxidase activity; heme binding. The coding region runs from base 1 to 1047 and encodes 348 amino acids. Lineage: Eukaryota; Viridiplantae; Streptophyta; Magnoliopsida; Santalales; Ximeniaceae. The transcript has 5 exons.
AUGGCAGUUGUAGAAACUGCAAAGGAAGCCUUAUGGCUUAUUAGUUUGGUCAAAAAGCUGGGCUUACAACAAGACGAGGUUGUUCUGCAUUGUGACAUGUGCUUAGGUGCGAGGGCUCAAACACUAGGGCCAUGCGUUUAUAAUGGGUGUGAACACUUUCUCGACAUCAUAUGCAAGGGUGUUCAAGCUGCCGCCUCAAAAGAUCCACGGAUGCCUGCUUCUCUGCUCCGACUUCAUUUUCAUGAUUGUUUUGUCAAUGGUUGUGAUGCAUCAAUUUUAUUGGACGGGUCCAACUCCGAGCAGCAAGCCCGUCCAAAUUUAAACUCGAUAAGAGGAUUGGGAGUCAUUGACAGUAUUAAGAAAGAUUUGGUUAAAAAGUGCCCUCAUACUCAUGUGUCUUGUGCUGAUAUAAUAGCCGUCGCUGCACAAUGUGCUGUAGUAAUGAGCACAGACCCAAGACUAUGUCCUUACGUGUGGCAGCCACGAUGCGGAAGACUGGAUGGAUUUAAUUCGUCGAAGGCUGCAGCCGAGAAGGCCCUGCCCACUCCAUUUGAGUCCUUGUCUCAAAUCAAGGCAAAGUUCUCUGCUGUUGGCCUCAAGGACCUCAAAGAUAUGGUGGUACUGUCAGGUGCGCAUUCAAUAGGCCUUGCAAGGUGUACAUCCUUCACGCCAAGAUUUUUAAAGAACUUCACAAGUAAAGGCCCAGACUCUACAAUCGACUCUAAGUUCAAGAAUAAACUAACGAAAUACUGCUCACAAAACCAAAGCUCAUUCUUUCCUCUUGAUAACACUACUACAAUAUUUGACAAUGUCUAUUUCAAAGCCUUGAUUGUCAACAAUGGCCUUCUUUUCUCGGACCAAUUGUUAUGGUCUAGCACUGAGAAAUCUACUACUGCAACGAUUGCCAAAUCUUUGGUUCAAAUCUAUGCUACGAAUUCUACUGCUUUUCUUAUUGACUUCUCAGCUUCUAUGAUUAAAAUGGGGAAUAUAGGUCUGCAUAUUGGGAAAAACGGAGAAAUUCGUGGCGAUUGCGGUAAGGUUAAUUAG